Messenger RNA from Fukomys damarensis (Damara mole-rat), 1392 nucleotides. It is a transcript of the gene Dnaaf3, whose product is annotated as dynein axonemal assembly factor 3. The record is from RefSeq and is a predicted model, not a curated record. The transcript is spliced from 9 exons. NCBI's taxonomy places the organism in Eukaryota, Metazoa, Chordata, Mammalia, Rodentia, Bathyergidae. Gene Ontology annotation, biological process: motile cilium assembly; axonemal dynein complex assembly. The annotation marks the transcript as partial.
CAACCGCGUCCCCACGCCCCAAACCUGGAGGCGUCCCUCAGUAUUCCUAUUGGCCAAAAGUCUGUAGAGGGAGGUUCUACUUCACAUUCGUUGGUCCGUUGCUCUGGGCGGGGCAAGCCACUGCGUUCCCAUUGGCUGAUUGUUCGAGCGGGGCAGGUCUUUGGACAGCGGUUAGACCUGGACGCCGGACCUCAACGCAUCAGCGAGGCGCGAGCGAGAAGCCAGCCACAUAGUAUUUGGAGGGUGAAGGGCGAUGACCACCCCGGCAGGCUCGGGCUCGGGCUUCGGCUCAGUGUCCUGGUGGGGCCUGUCGCCGGCGCUGGACCUGCAGGCGGAGAUUCUAUAUGCUGGAGCACAACGUGGAGGCUGUGGCCCGACACAUGCUCAUCUUCAGCCUCGCUCUGGAGGACCCUGAGAAGAUGGGGCUGCAAGGCCCAGGUCAUCCACACUCAGGAAUUCCGCCGCUGGAGGGACACAGGCGUCGCCUUUGAACUCAGAGACUCCAGCGCCUACCACGAGCCCAACCGGACGCUGGCCUCCGGCCGCCUCCUGACUCACCGCGGGGAGCGCGUGGCAGCGCGCGGGUACUGGGGGGACAUCGCUACGGGGCCCUUCGUGGCCUUUGGCAUCGAGGCGGAUGACCAGAGCCUCCUGCAGACCAGGAACGGGCAGCCCGUCAAGGUGCGCGGCCAGCCCGGGAGCAGGGGGGCCAGACGCGGGGAGCGCGUGGCAGCGCGCGGGUACUGGGGGGACAUCGCUACGGGGCCCUUCGUGGCCUUUGGCAUCGAGGCGGAUGACCAGAGCCUCCUGCAGACCAGGAACGGGCAGCCCGUCAAGGUGCGCGGCCAGCCCGGGAGCAGGGGGGCCAGAGCCCAGAGCCCAGACCUCAGCCUCACAGAGUGCGGGAUUCCAGGCGUGCUGGAAUCACUUGCUGGGCAAAAACCAAGUCCCCCGGCCUUGGACACUGCCCUCCCCAUUCUGUCUCCUCCUGACCAUGCCCUGCCCCGUCGCCGCCUCGCCGGCGUCUGUCCCCUACCUAGCCGGCCCUUGUGGCCUGGGCCGCCCGCUGUUGUCCCGCCUGUGAACUGUGAACCCGGGCUCUGGCCUCCCGGCCUCAAGCAGGAAUCCGGAGGCACAGGAGACCCGGCCGGGGCACCCUUCACGCUCCACUUCCUGCCGCUCGGAUCCGCGCACUCGCUGCACCACAAAGGCUGCUACCAGGGCCACUUCCAGCUUCUCUACGUGGCCUGCGGAGCUCCUCCCGCAACGCCCCCUGUCCCGGGUGUACCACCGCCUCCCACGCCAGAAGGGGACUCAGCUCCGGAGCCCCAGGGCCCCUCCCUGACUUCUAAAGGGGGCUCUGGAGGCCUGGAGCCCCCGGCGGGAUUCUGA